AUGCGUCCGUCCAUCGCGCGGGACCCCGGCGGCGGUUCGAGGUUCCCGGCGCCGCGCGUGCGUCCGAAAUCCGCGCGGCGCUCUCGCGAACGGUCGUUCCGUUUCCGCGGACGUUCGAACCCUGCGUCCGCGCCGCGCCGCUGCCCCCCGCCCCCGUCUCGCGCGCCGUUCCGUCCAAUCAAUUCGCCCGCGCUUUCGCCCCGCCCGCCUUCGUCUGAUCAACACCAUUUUCCGAUAACAACGCGCAGGGCCAGGGGCGACGGAUGGAGCUGGAACUGGGACGCCCCAAAGCCCGAGAGGAACCCCGCGGGCUCGCGCGGCCCCGGCCUCAGCGUCACCGGCGGGCGCGACGCCGCAUCGGACGUGGACGGACGCCAGGUUGGCGGAUCGCAGCGCGGGCAGCUCCGCCUCGGGCCCGCGGGAGGACGAACCUCCAUCCCGAACCGCGGCCCCGGCGCCGCCCCGGGACGCGUCGGCGACGGACACGGGUACCCCCGCGCGGGUGCCGCCGCCGCCGCGGCGGCGGCGAACGACCUGCGCGGGUACGUCCCGGCGUACGGACUCGGCGCGGACCUCGGGGGCAUGAACCUGGACGAUAUAAACGACACAGCUGGCGCGACCGCGUACGUCGACGACGACGACCUCGACUCCCCCGAGCAGCACCAGACGCACGACGUCAUCAUCACCGAGAUCGAGGAGAUCAACCUGACGGACUACAUGCAGACGUUACAGGCGCCCACGUUCAGCGAGGAGGCGUUGGCCACCGCGGAUUUUGGGUUCGGCGGCGAUCGGACUUUCAGCGGAUCUGGAUUGUACGGCGCCGGGAUGAACGGGUUUGACGCCGCGGCGAGCCCGAAGCAAGGCGCCGGUGGGGUGAUGGGCGGUUCGGAUAAGUUUCCGAUGAGGUCCGAGACCCCCGGGCGAGCCGGUCGGAGGGUGUGGUCGCGGGGCGGGAACCGAUCGACGGACGCGGGUUCGGGAGGAUUGGCGACGGCGACGCCGGGGAUCGAUCGACCGCAGACGGGCGGCCUGGACGAGGCGGACGUCAACAGGCCCCUUCACACGCACGGGUUGGACGACGACGAGGACGGCGGGGAUCCGGAGGUGGACGCCGACAUCUUCGACGACUCCGACGACGAUUCGUGGGGCGAGGAGACCCACGCGGUUGACACCUUCGGGGGUAACCAAAACGGCGCCGACGUCCUCAGCGACGACGAAGACGGGGGCCACGCGGCUUCCCCGAAGGCCAUGGGCGCGGUCAACCCGUCGUUCGGGGGUUCCGCCAUCGCAGCGAGGUCCCCGGGCGCGGGAGGAGGAGCGGGGGGGUCGUUUUCGGGUUUCGUCAGCGGCGGCGGCGCGUCGCUGCCGGGGAGGCAAUCGCCGCUUCCGGGAUCUUCUUCUUCUUCUUCUUCUUCAUUCGCGGCGUCGCGGGAGGCGCGGCGACGUCGCGAGGAGGAGGGUGACUUCGUCGUCAUGUCCACGCCGUCCGGUUUGCGACGCGUGCCGUCCGCGAGGCGCAGGCCCGGAACCGGCGGGGGCGGCGGCGGGGGCGCGAGGCCCGGCGGCGGCGGCGGCGGGGGAUGGCCGUCUGGAGCCGGUUUCAAGGACGGCUCGGGCGGCGGCAAGGCGGAGGUUGUCGCGGACGUGUACGGGGCGAAGGAGAACGCCUCGAUCCCGCCGAGGGGGGCGAGCGCAGGCGGGUUGGGGUUGCUGCAGCGGCCGCCGAGCAGGCAGCGGCCGCCGCCGGAGGCGACCAAUCUCUUCGCGAGGAGGGCGGCGGCUGCGGCUGCGGCUGCGGCGGCGCCGGUUGUGCCCGGGCUGAACAAGGUUUCGAGGCCCGCGGGGAUGGCGUCGAACAUGAUGUUCUCGCACCGACCGGGUCAGACUGGGGGAUGGUGA
Micromonas commoda is the source of this 1899-nucleotide messenger RNA. RefSeq lists its product with no specific name. NCBI's taxonomy places the organism in Eukaryota, Viridiplantae, Chlorophyta, Mamiellophyceae, Mamiellales, Mamiellaceae. The transcript has a single exon. The record is from RefSeq and is a predicted model, not a curated record. Bases 1 to 1899 code for a protein of 632 amino acids.